AUGUCUCGCAAUCCCCAGAAACACAUCGACGCUGGUAUCAAGCAGCUGGUAGGGCACAUCAUCCCAAAGGCAAAUAGGCAGGAGGACAGGGAAUUUGUGCAAGAGACGGUCGACGAACACAUACAGCUAGCCCAUCAGAUCUUGGACAACAACCGAUCUACUGCCAUUUCCGCCGAUGCGAACCAAGCCCACGACCUGAUCAAGAAGAAACUUGUCCAGACCGAUCCAAGCGCCGCGCUUCGCUUCACACACCUGUACACCCGCCUCUUGACCCUCCCAGUAUUGCAACAAAAAUGGGCAAUACUAUAUCUUCUCUAUCAACUCGCCGACUCGCCGGACCCUGACGAGGCCCUGCCCCUCGACACCCUUAGGCAGGUCGCCGAGAACAGGAGAAUUGAGGCAUUACGUCGUAGCGAGAUUCAGAUAUCCCCAAAGCCAUCGCGACCUGCUUCAAGAACGGAAGAGAAUCAGUUCAAAGAAGCCUUCCAACCCGAAGGUCUGAGGAAAUUCCCUUCAGAGGAGGCGAGGAAAGGGCCCGAGGAGUCGGCCGGGCUUGACCAGGACAAGCACAAGGAACCGAGUCGCAGUAGAGAUGUGACUCUGAAGUCUAGGUUACUGGCAGAUAACCACGUCGAACUCGAUCCGCCCGAGACAGUAUUGCUGAGGGACCUGCCCUUCACGCUGCAAGGUUUAUCUUCGACAACCCUACCCUUCCCCAAGGAGACCAUAUUGAAGCUGCCUGCCACGCUACCGCCGCCUCUAAUAUCAUUGCUGCAUAGCUUGGCUGAGCCAUCAUUGCUCUACAAAGGACUUGUGACAUGGGUCAAGUCUCCUGCCGGCGGGCUUCUGGGGCAGAGUUUGCGCGCUGCCAUAAAUGGUGAACUCAGGUCAUACUUAAAUCUGGUGGCAACAUUAGAAGCUCAAAUACGUCGAGCCUUGUCUUCUCUGGAUGAGAGUGCGCCGAGGAGUGGAAUAGGCAGUGCAGGCGUGACUCUCAAACGGUGUGUGGUAUGGACGAGAGAGGCAACGAUGGGGCUGCGUCUCUUGAGUCUGAUUGCCGAGGAAUCGAAAAGCAAAAAGGGCGGGCAGCUUAUCUCACUCAUUCACGGCUUCUCGACCUCACAUGGAGAUCCGAUUGUUGCUGCGUUUGCCGAGCGGCUACUCGGGUCUGUGACACGACCAUUCUACGACAUCCUUCGACACUGGAUUUAUGACGGAGAGCUACAAGAUCCGUAUCAGGAGUUCUUCGUCAAAGAGCAAGAUCCGAACGAUGAGGAUCGCCUUGACCUCAAAUCUCGUGGCCAAAGUAGUGUUUGGAACGACAAGUACGAGGUUGAGAAGGGCAUGAUACCAAGCAUCAUAACCGACGAUUUCGCCCAGAAAGUCUUUCUGAUUGGGAAGUCGCUGAAUUUCAUCCGCCAUAGCUGUGGUGAUGCACAAUGGGUGGACGACUACUCGAAAUCGUCCUCCAAGGAGCUUCGUUACGGUGACACAGCAACCCUUGAGGCUUGGAUCGAUGAGGCGUACAAGACAACCAUGAAGCGCCUGAUGGACCUGAUGACUACCAAAUUCCACCUAUUCGACCACUUGAAUGCUCUUAAAAGCUACCUGCUUCUCGGUCAAGGCGAUUUCAUUGCCUUGUUGAUGGAGUCCCUGGCAGCGAACCUCGACCGCCCCGCAGGGGCGCAAUAUCGACACACCCUGACUGCGCAACUCGAACAUGCAAUUCGCGGCUCUAAUGCUCAGUACGACUCUUCUGAGGUGCUACGCCGCCUCGAUGCACGCAUGCUACAGCUAUCGCACGGCGAUAUAGGCUGGGACUGCUUCACGCUGGAGUACAAAGUCGACGCACCCAUCGACGUGGUUAUUACAGACUUCGGCAACCGACAGUACCUCAAAGUGUUCAAUUUCCUCUGGAAGAUCAAGCGUGUCGAGUUCGCACUCUCGUCUACCUGGCGGAAAUGCAUGACUGGAGCACGUGGCGUUCUUCAGUCCUCCGAUGCCUCUGUCCUUGAGACGUGGAAGUCAACCCGCGGUGUGCUGGCAGAGAUGAUCCAUUUCGUCGGCCAGCUACAAUACUAUAUACUGUUUGAAGUUAUUGAGUCCAGCUGGGAUGAAUUGCAGAAGGGCAUCACGAAAGAUGAUUGCACUCUCGAUGAUCUGAUCAAGGCGCACAACAAGUUCCUCAGUAACAUCACGCACAAGGGUUUGCUGGGCGCCAAGAGGAAGCAGUAUGUGGCGCCAGGGAUGACGGAACUCGAGGACAGGAGCGACUACAUGACGCAGCUCAAGUCCAUACUCGACAACAUGCUGACCUACCGGGAUUCUGUGGAUGGUCUGUAUUCAUGGUCCGUCUCGGAGUUUACUCGACGACAGGAGGCGGACGUGCGCACAGCCGCCACGUCGCGGAAACCACCCUUCCCACCAUCGAAACACAUGAAGUCUGCAUCCGUCGCGACGAGCACCAGAGGCUCCUAUCCCAAUACACCGGUGGUCGACACACUGUCCGAAGACCCAUUCGCGUCCGCUCUCGGCGGCGUCAUCUCCGAGUUCCCCGCCCUGCAGGAACGCUUGAGGCACCUGGCGACGAGCUUUCAGCGCAAGCUGUGCCUACUACUGGGGGACCUGGCGUACCAGCCGGACGUAGACAUGCGCUUCCUGGGCGUCGCGAUGAACUUCAACGAUGCCUACCAGCCUAUGCGGUCCAAGAGGUCCAAGACCGCGUCCUCGGCGACGGGGUCACAGACGGUGAAAAGCGAUGCUGGGAACACCACGAAGACUUUGUAA
This is a messenger RNA of Diaporthe amygdali, 2787 nucleotides long. RefSeq names its product Spc97/Spc98 family protein. The coding region runs from base 1 to 2787 and encodes 928 amino acids. The transcript is spliced from 2 exons. Gene Ontology annotation, biological process: meiotic cell cycle; spindle assembly; microtubule nucleation. Gene Ontology annotation, cellular component: mitotic spindle pole body; centrosome; spindle pole. Gene Ontology annotation, molecular function: microtubule minus-end binding; gamma-tubulin binding. The record is from RefSeq and is a predicted model, not a curated record. NCBI's taxonomy places the organism in Eukaryota, Fungi, Ascomycota, Sordariomycetes, Diaporthales, Diaporthaceae.